Molecule: messenger RNA, 858 nt
Organism: Pseudocercospora fijiensis CIRAD86
Lineage: Eukaryota; Fungi; Ascomycota; Dothideomycetes; Mycosphaerellales; Mycosphaerellaceae
Exons: 3
Coding region: 1-858 (285 amino acids)
Molecular function (GO): fatty acyl-CoA hydrolase activity
Source: RefSeq, a predicted model, not a curated record
AUGCGUGGAGGCGGGCGCUUGGCGCGAAGUCAUGCGCUGCUGUCAUUGAGAUCAGAACGGCCUGCACCUUUUGGACGGAGGCACCGCUCUACACAGAGUCCUGUUUCGCCGGUAUUGCCGCCAUUGAACCCGCGCUGGCUAUCAGACGUCAAGAGUAGGAUCGGGUAUUGCUUGAUGUGGGGUCUACGAUCGCAGCAGAUACAAGAGGCUGGAAAUAUACUGCGUGAGAUUGCUCAAGACUGGAGAGAACUAUCGGCUGGCAGCGAGGGCUUCUUGACCAGCAAGCAGAGGAGAAGCACGUUCCGAUAUCAAGUGGUCUGGGGACAGCAAGAUGCCAUGGGUCAUGUCAACAACGUUGUCUACAAUCGUUUCGCAGAGACUGGUCGUGUGGACUGGUUCAAUAAAAUCGCGACCUUUGUGGAUCCAGCAAAUGCAGGCGCGUGGAGGGAAAUGCUAACGCCCAAAGGUGAUGGGUUGAUCUUGAGGAAGAUCACGACCGAGUUCAAAUUCCCGAUGCGAUACCCGGACCAUGUGACAAUACUACACAAACUGGCCACCGAGCCCAAGGAAGGUACAGACACGUUUGACCUGCACGUACUCAUUCUCUCCGAGUUGCAUCAAAGACCUGCGGCUAGGGUGAUUGAAGAUGUUGUGUUCUACGACUACCGCAAGGCUAAGAAAACGCCACUGCGACCAUUCAUGCUCGACGUGCUACAGCACACAUGGAAGCUGCAGGAAGAGGCGAAACGGGUGAAUAGCCAGCGGGUAAUAAGCAUCCUUGGUCGGCUUCGGGCGUUGGAGCUGGAGUCCUGGGAUCGUGAGGGUGCUGUUGAGGAUAUGGGAAGCGCAAGCACUUGA